AUACAAAGAGGCGAAGCGAAGGUGCGUGAACUAUCGCUCUCUCUUGCUGGUGGAGGAAGGUGAGGUGCGGUGCUUCCACUAUACGACGACACAGAGAUAAACUAGAAGAAAGCCUACAGAGAUCUGAGCCAGAUUCUACUCAGAAAAUCUCUCCGUCACCAUCUCGCGACACUCCGGUGUACCGGAAUCUAAUUCUGGAACCGACAUUGCUUCCUUCAACGCCUGCAAGCAGAUUCCGAUUCUGCUUCGAGUAGAUUUCGCGAGUUUUGGAGUUGAUUCAGGAUCCGUAUGAUAUGCACAUUGAUUCUAACUAUAAACAGCAGCAACAUUCUAUAAAUGAAGAGAUUUUAUGGAGGGCUUCUUGUUGCAUCAAUGUGUAUGUUCUUCACGGUGUACAGAUACAUCGACUUGAAGCCUCCCGUUGAGAAGCCUUACAUCACUGCCACUGUUCUCACUCCCAACACCACUCUCCCUCUCGAAUGGCUUCGAAUCACCGUCCCUGACUUCAUGAACGAAGCUAGGAACACUCAAGAAGCGUUGUCUGGAGAUGAGAUUGUCACUGUCUCGACUCUAUUCGUUGAGCAGAACGUCUCCAAGGAAGAGAGAGAGCCUCUGCUUACGUGGAACCGUCUCCAAAGCUUGGUUGAUAACGCUCAGAGCUUAGCGAACGGAGUUGAUGCUAUUAAGGAAGCUGGCAUUGUUUGGGAGAGUCUUCUCUCAGCUGUUGUUGAAGCCAAGAAGCUUGCUGAUGCUAACGUGAACCAAACGAAGAAAGAAAAAGAGGAGCUUUGUCCUCAGUUUCUUAGUAAAAUGAAUGCUACCGAAGAUGAUGGAACUAGUCUCAAGUUGAAGAUCCCUUGCGGUUUGACUCAAGGCUCCUCUAUCACAGUCAUUGGCAUCCCUGAUGGUCUUGUUGGUAGCUUCAGGAUUGAUCUAACGGGACAACCGCUUCCAGGGGAGCCUGAUCCGCCCAUUAUUGUGCAUUACAACGUUAGGCUCCUUGGAGACAAGUGGACUGAAGAUCCUGUCAUUGUCCAAAACAGCUGGACGGUGGCUCGUGACUGGGGCGUUGAGGAGCGGUGUCCAAAUUAUGAUCCUGAUUUGAAUAAGAAAGUUGAUGACUUGGAUCAAUGCGACAAGGUGGUGGGUAGAGAAGUCAACCGAACUUCUUCCACUAGCUUGCAGUCCAACACUACAAGAGGGGUUGCAGCAUCUAAACAUGAAAAAUAUUUUCCUUUUAAGCAAGGUUUCUUAUCGGUUGCUACGCUUAGGGUGGGAACUGAAGGAAUGCAGAUGACAGUUGAUGGCAAACAUAUAACCUCAUUCGCUUUCCGUGAUACACUGGAGCCAUGGCUUGUUAGUGAAGUACGGAUUGCAGGUGAUUUGAAGUUACUAUCCAUUCUCGCUAGCGGUUUACCCACAUCAGAAGAAUCAGAGCAUGUUGUUGAUCUAGAGGCACUGAAGGCACCUCCCCUUUCACCAUUAAGGCCAUUAGAUCUUGUCAUUGGCGUUUUCUCCACAGCAAACAAUUUUAAACGACGGAUGGCUGUGAGAAGAACUUGGAUGCAGUAUGAUGAUGUAAGAUCUGGAAGGGUUGCAGUACGCUUUUUUGUUGGCCUUCACAAGAGUCCUAUUGUUAACUUGGAACUAUGGAACGAGGCUCGGACUUACGGUGACGUUCAGCUAAUGCCCUUUGUUGAUUACUACAGUCUCAUCAGUUGGAAAACACUAGCAAUCUGCAUCUUCGGGACAGAAGUUGACUCAGCCAAGUUCAUCAUGAAAACGGAUGAUGAUGCCUUUGUUCGUGUUGAUGAAGUAUUACUUUCUUUGUCAUUGAUCAACAACACUCGCGGGUUAAUAUAUGGACUGAUCAAUUCUGACUCUCAACCAAUCCGAAACCCUGCUAGCAAAUGGUACAUCAGUUAUGAGGAAUGGCCAGAAGAGAAAUAUCCACCAUGGGCGCAUGGUCCAGGCUACAUUGUGUCCCGGGACAUAGCAGAAUCGGUGAGCAAGCUUUUCAAAGAAGGAAAUCUAAAGAUGUUCAAGCUAGAAGACGUGGCGAUGGGUAUAUGGAUCGCUGACCUAAGGAAACAGGGACUCGAGCCUCAUUACGAAAAUGAUGGAAGGAUCAUUAGUGAGGGAUGCAAAGACGGUUAUGUGGUUGCUCAUUACCAAAGCCCUGCUGAAAUGACUUGCCUCUGGCGUAAAUACCAAGAAACCAAACGGUCUCUUUGCUGCCGCGGUUGGUAAAACGAACAUUAUUCACGUCUGCGUUCACAGGUACAGAAAGAGAAUGUGGUUUUGUCAGUUAAUUCUUUGUUGUAAAACAUCUGAUUUGGUUUGUUAGUACAAAGUAGAUUAGAAGAUAUGUAGUUUAGUUUUAGUUGUAUAUCUAAAUUUUCUUUUGAUCUCUUUUAUUCGACGGGUGGUGUAGAGACGUAGGAGAAGCAUAUUAUACUUGUAUAUUUUCACAUCAUCUCGAAAAAAUCAAUUGUUAUUGCUUAGUAUUCACAUGUGUGAGGUGUUCUCCACUUCAUAGUGACACGUUUAUUGCUAAUGGAUAAGAGCAAUCACUGUCUUACAACUCAAAUUAUUCAUAAUUAUUUGAGAAGAAAGUCUGCCAGUUUAAUAUUUUCUAGAUCUUUCCACCACUCUCUUUUGCAACUCUUAAAUCGUCAAAGGCCAUCUAUUCGAUCAGCUAGGAUCUUCUAUUCUUUUGUUUCCUAUGGCGACAGAACAAGAAGCUGAAACUGUAAGAGAGACUUCCUCUGUUUCCGGAAGAUUUCCAAGGAACAGAGACUUGUACCUCUUCUUGCCUUUCUUCCUAGGCUUUUCUAAUCAAGAAUCACCAGACAGAGACGGUGAUGUUGCUUCGACGCGUGACCGUGUCAUUCUAGUCAACCCUUUUACGCAAGGAAUGAUCGUCCUCGAGGAGUCAUCGGGAUUGAAUCCUCUGCUUCGCGGCUUAAUUGAAUCACGUGAGGAAGGUCAUCCUCCAGCGUCCAAGGCUUCCAUCGAUGCGAUGCCGGUCGUUGAUAUCGAGGACUGCCAAGGUGAGUGUGUGAUUUGUCUAGAGGAGUGGCAGGCGGGGGAGACGGUGAAGGAGAUGCCUUGUAAGCAUCGGUUUCAUGGAGGAUGUAUAGAGAAAUGGCUAGGGCUUCGUCGGUCGUGUCCUGUUUGUAGGUUCGAGAUGCCUGUUGAUGGAGAUGAGGCUGGGAAGAAAAGUAAUGAUGGGCGAGAGAUUUGGGUUAGGUUUAGUUUCAACGGUGGUGGUCGGAGUGUGAGAGAUUCUUCUGGUCAUGACCAUGGAAACAGUGACGGUGAUGGUAACACUGUUAGAUCUGGUGUAACAAGACCUGUUCUCGAGUCCGAGAAUUAGAGUUACAGAAGAAGGAACUUGCGCCACUCUUUUGCUCCCUUUGUUCUAUGUUUUGUUUCUUAAAUUCUUGUAUUAUAAUGAAAAUCUUUUUUAGAAAAUUUCCUACUGCAAAA
Brassica napus (rape) is the source of this 3492-nucleotide messenger RNA. Its product is annotated as beta-1,3-galactosyltransferase GALT1. The transcript has 7 exons. The record is from RefSeq and is a predicted model, not a curated record. Bases 337 to 2250 code for a protein of 637 amino acids. NCBI's taxonomy places the organism in Eukaryota, Viridiplantae, Streptophyta, Magnoliopsida, Brassicales, Brassicaceae. Gene Ontology annotation, cellular component: Golgi membrane. Gene Ontology annotation, molecular function: carbohydrate binding; UDP-galactose:N-glycan beta-1,3-galactosyltransferase activity.